This is a messenger RNA of Closterium sp. Yama58-4, 1230 nucleotides long. The record is from the annotation of a GenBank genome assembly. NCBI's taxonomy places the organism in Eukaryota, Viridiplantae, Streptophyta, Zygnematophyceae, Desmidiales, Closteriaceae.
AUGAGUCCAACACCAUCUAUAAGCAAGGACCGCGGCGCGGAAUCUCCGCCGCGGCCGCCGGGAGCUGCGCCGACUGUUCCCCUGAAGAGCCCCGCGCGGGGGGGAAAGGAGCUCAAGAAGCGCAACGAGCGCGCGGGGAAGGGCUUCAAGGGCGGCCCGCAGAACGCGCUGUUCACGUUCCGCGGAGUGCGGCAGCGCAGCUGGGGGAAGUGGGUGGCGGAGAUCCGCGAGCCGCGCAGCAAGCGCCGCCUGUGGCUGGGGUCGUUUCCGCGCGCGGCGGACGCCGCCAUGGCGUAUGACGUGGCAGCCAGACGACUGUACGGCUCUGGCGCGAAGCUUAACUUCCACCAGGCAGAGAAUGUAAUUGGCGUUGGCGGCGAUCCACACCUACGAAUUUCGGCACAGAACCAGCGCCAACGGCUCAUGCAGACGCUACAGCACCCUCAGGUGUUAUCCCAGGUGUUACCCCAGGUGCCACAGCUGCCACAGGCGCUACAGCACCCGCAACUGCUGUCACAUGCGCUGCAACAGCCACAGGUGCUCUCCCGUGCUUUACAGCAGCAAUUGCAGGCGCUACAGCAGCACUCACAGGCGCUACAGCAACCUCAGUCGCUACAGCAAUCACAGGCUCUUCAACACCCUCAGGUGUUUUCACAAGCUCUGCAACAGCCACAGGUGCUCUCCCAUACGCUACAGCAGCCAGAGUUUCUAUCACCACCGCUACAGCCGCCACAGGCGUCAAUGCGUGUGCUACAGCCGUCCACUGAAAUGGCUGGACUCACGGGAAGCAGAGCCGGGGCACUCCGGGAUCCUCUGCACACUAUGCUGCCGGGACAGCCGCUACAGCUGCCACAGCUGCUGCCACGGCCACUCGCACAGGUGAUACUACAGCCGCCUCAGUCACAGGCACAUGCGCUACAGCCGUCCCCGCUGCUGACAGAGGCGCUACAACUGUCUCGACUGCAGGCACACUCGCUACAACAAGCUCCCGCUUGUUCAGCACAAGAGGCGCUACAGCCACCAUUGCUGCCACAGGCGCUACAGCCGUCACCGGAACGUUCCACGCUACAGCCGCCACAGGUGCUACAACUGCCACAGCUGCCGGCACAGGCGCUCACUCCCCAUGGGGUUGCCUAUAUCGCCCGGCCUUCAGGACAUGCUGAUUGGCCAAGAGAUUGCACGCCUACUGAGGAACCCACAAGGGGAAAGCACGGUUGGGCGUCAAGGUAA